Molecule: messenger RNA, 468 nt
Organism: Sphaeroforma arctica JP610
Lineage: Eukaryota; Ichthyosporea; Ichthyophonida
Exons: 2
Coding region: 110-448 (112 amino acids)
Source: RefSeq, a predicted model, not a curated record
AAAGGCCAACCAUUCCGAACAUUCCUUUGUCGACUGAGAUGUGUUUUAAUGGGAGACACUUGAAUUCUGGACUACAGCCGUGGGAGAGGGGGUGGAUGGAGGGCCCCUUAUGACAUUCGGAAUAAGGAAGAGCACUUUCCGGCUGGAAUCAAACAGGAAAUUGUUCAGAGAUGUGGAUUUAUGGAAGCUGGAAGAUAUGUGGGAUAAAUGGAGACACAUUUCGGUGACCGUAUACUACCAUGAUACGGAGGGAAAGAUUGACGUCGAGAUACGUGAUUUGCAGGAUUCCGUUUUGUGCAGGCACGAAUUCGUCAACAUCACUACUUGGAACCAAUCGGGUGUCUAUGAUUUCGUGAGGCCAAAAUGGGGAUUGUAUCGUAAAAACACAGGAUACACGGAAGACCACUCUGUGUACUUCUCAGACUUCGAGGUGAGGGCAGUAACGUGAUGCCUUCAAUAAUAAAUUGC